GUAAGCUCCCUGCCGCUCUGGGGUUUGACGUUAGUCUUUGUCACGAAGGGACCCUGGACUCAGAAGGACGGGCGCAGAAGAGCAACAGCUGGUCUGCCGCGAAGUGCAGUGGCAGAGGAGGUGGCAGAGAUCGAUACGGAGGAGGUGGCAGAGCUUGACAAUGAGUUGGCUCCGCCGGUAGACCUGAAAAAAACACCCUGGGAAGCCCUGGAUGUCGCCUUUCAAGCUGAGGGCCUUCGCUGCUGGGGUCCUGGCUACGACGGGAAAGUGCCCGGUUACAUCGCAGAAUGCCUGAGACGUGAAAAUCCUGCAAGCUCGGACGAGCCGCCAUUUCGCCGGCGGUGGCUCAAGCGAAAGGAGGAGGAGAGUGAAGAAGCUCCAGAUCCAUAUAUCACUCUGGGAGUUGCAACCGAUGCGACGCUCAAAGAGAUCAGAAAAGCGUACAUCAAGCUGGCAAAGGAGACCCAUCCAGACACAGGGGGCGAUGCAGUGGCCUUCCAGGAUGUGCUCCUGGCCUACCGUAUUCUCAGCGAUGAGGAGCGCCGAAAAGAGUUCGAUAAGACAGGGGAAGACACUGGCGACGCAAAGGAGGAGGAGCGAAAGGUAAGGGUGGCGGACCUGUCAAUUCUGCGGGAUGCUGUGGAUAAUCACAGGGAAGUUCGCUGGGAGUGGGGAAUGGAAAACCUGGCGGGUCAAACUGGCACUGUGCAGUUCGACGACCCAGACACAGGGCUCACAGAAGUUGUCAUGUGGCUCUCACCGGAUGAUGGAUUUUCUGCCUGGCUCCCCAGCGAAGUCCUGACGUACUUGAACCCGGAUGGAGAGGAGCAGCCCUAUGAGUUCUACCAGCAGGCGCUAAUGCGCUUGAAUAAGGGCCAGAUUGUCAAAAUUGAGCCAUACGAGAAGCAGAUGUCUCGGGCAAUCGAAUACAGUCUGGGCUGGCAAGCCCAUGACAGUGGAGCCAUGCAGAAGCCCGAUCCGUUGCGAGAUGCCGCUUUUGCGCAGGUCUUCUUCAAGAAGGACCGUGAGGCUGAAGACCGCGGCGUCGUGCUAGACAUUGGAUGUGGCACUGGUGAUGGGAGCCGUCUUUUCGCGACAUCGCGGAAAUUUGACCUGGUAUUUGGCUUGGACAACAACUCAACGGCUCUCUUCCAGGCCCGGCAAGAAAGCGAAGAUGAGCAGAUUGGUCCAGAGCAGGGCCUGUUCUUACUGCGCGCAGAUGCUGAAGAGCUUCCAUUCCGAGACCAGCAGAUUGACUAUGUCUGGUGGUCCUUCGGUUGGAACGAAGUCGAGCGCCCGGAAGCUGUGUUGCAGGGCAUCUACAGAAUUUUGCGAGUGGGUGGCAGGGUGGCAAUUGCCACAGGAUCCGGAAAGCCACUGGCCAAGGAGAUACAGGCAAAGCUGGCAGAGGUCGGAUUUGCAGAAACGUCGAUCUACCCUCCGCGCUCCCGAGUUUUCCUGAACUACGCGACAAAGCUGCGCUAA
Symbiodinium pilosum is the source of this 1485-nucleotide messenger RNA. Lineage: Eukaryota; Dinophyceae; Suessiales; Symbiodiniaceae. The record is from the annotation of a GenBank genome assembly.